Messenger RNA from Hippocampus comes (tiger tail seahorse), 794 nucleotides. RefSeq names its product transient receptor potential cation channel subfamily M member 2-like. Bases 52 to 300 code for a protein of 82 amino acids. Gene Ontology annotation, cellular component: plasma membrane. NCBI's taxonomy places the organism in Eukaryota, Metazoa, Chordata, Actinopteri, Syngnathiformes, Syngnathidae. Gene Ontology annotation, biological process: calcium ion transmembrane transport. Gene Ontology annotation, molecular function: ligand-gated calcium channel activity. The transcript has 2 exons. The record is from RefSeq and is a predicted model, not a curated record.
UGUACAGACUGUGUGUCCGCCGCUCUGGCCGCCUGCAAGAUCCUGCGAAAAAUGGCAGAGGAGGGCAGCGAUGCGGACGAGGCCGUGGAAAUGCGAGACCUGGCUGAUCACUUUGAGAUGCACGCCAUCGGUGUGUUCACCCAGUGUUACAGUGGUGGUGAGGAGCGUGCUAAGAGGCUGCUGGUUCGCGUGUCACGAAAUUGGGGGAAGACCACGUGUCUGAGACUAGCGCUGGAGGCUAACUGUAAAAGUUUUGUGGCGUUGUCAGGUGUCCAGGUAGAGCCAACAAGCUUUGUAUAAAACACUUGAAAGUAAAGCUUGAGUAAAAGUACAAUGACAGAAAAAGGUUAUGUUUUAUCUAUUGAAUUCAUUUCAGUGGUUUAGUUAAAGAGCUGUGUAUUGGCUAAUGAGCAAAGUUAGCUCGAACAUGUUGCCAUUAAGUUUACGGUAUGCCUAAAAAAAAGUGCACGAUAACUAAAAGAACAUUGACGUUUUUACUUCACUGGAUUAAUAUCAAUUUACGGAAGCAUGGAAUUGCCAAUGUGGAGUAAACAGUUUUUAACUGGGCUAUUUCGUUUGAACGUAAUGGAAACUCGUUCAAUCGUCUUGGUGAAUUCAUUCGAACGUCUUGGUAAAGUCGUUUGAAUGUACUGCAAAGUUGUUCGAACAUAUUCAUAAUGUUGUUGGAAUGUCUUGGUAAAAUCGUUCCAAUGUAUUGGAAAAACAAAGGCUAAAUUCUAAAAAAAACAUGGCAUUUUCCCCGCAUAAUGCCACGAGGUUGACUUGUGCAUGCA